Molecule: messenger RNA, 1931 nt
Organism: Drosophila ficusphila
Lineage: Eukaryota; Metazoa; Arthropoda; Insecta; Diptera; Drosophilidae
Product: mitochondrial carrier homolog 2
Exons: 1
Coding region: 131-1297 (388 amino acids)
Source: RefSeq, a predicted model, not a curated record
AUCGAUAGGCAGUAUUUAUCCAAUUCGAAAGGAAUUCGGUUCGAUUGUCCGAGAGAGUUCGACUAAAUUCGAGUUUUUGCUUUCGUUCGAGGCGAUAUUAAGACAGGAAAAAGCGGAAAAGGAUUCGAGAAUGGCCCACUUGGAGUACCGAUCGGAUCGCCGUGAGUCCGGAGUGGGAAUGGGUGGUGGCGAUGCGGACAACAGUGGCCUGGUGCGACGACCCACUGCGGUGGGGCAACGCCAGCGGAUUGAGCCGGCGGUGGAGCCACCGUCGGAACGUUCCCGUUCGCUGAGAGCCGCUGGCCAGGAUCAGGUGGCCCAUGCGACCGGGAGUUGCCAGGAGUCGCAGGUGGUGGCCACCUCCUCCUCAUCCACAGAUCCACGCAAGUCUCCGGGCCACGGGAAACCCAAUCAGCUGGUGCGCUUCUGCCUGCGCCUGGGCUAUAAUGCCCUCUUCUAUCCGUACGAGUUCGCCAAGGUGCUCAUCCAACUGGGACACGAGCCGCUCCAGGCGAAGCCCUUCCUGCUGCCGCUGAUCCACGGCAGACCACGCCUCUAUUUGCCGGGCGUGCACGAGUAUGUGCAGCACAUCCGCCGGAUCGAUGGCAACUGGGGGAUGUACCGUGGUCUUCCCGCUCGCUUGGCCGCCAGCACAGUGGACCAUCUCCUGGGCGACGUCCUGCUGGUCUUCCUGCGAUUCGGUCCCUAUAGGCGGGGGCCCCACGAGGAUCCCUGCCUGAAGGAGCUGCUGUGGAACCUCGCCAGGGACUCCAUUCGCAUGGCCACCGCUGUGGCGCUCUCGCAGCCAUUCUACGUGGUGAUGGUGCGCCAAAUAGCCCAGUUUGUGGGCAGGGAAACAACCUACGAGGGUCUCCUCGGCAGCUUGACAACCCUGGCGAACAGCGAAGGAGCAGCCGGACUCUUUGCCGGGCUCGUGCCUCGUCUCCUGGGCGAACUGAGUCUCCUGGUGGCCACCAGCUGCGUGAGCCACCUCUGCGAGCGACUCCUGCCGAUGAGCCGCACCCAGCGGCAGUACAACUCCGUGAUCAUCCAGAUGUUGGCCAGCCGGCUGGUUUAUCCGCUGGAGGUGACCGCCGCCUGCAUGGCAGUCACCGGAGCCCCGCUCUCCGCCUGCGAGCCGCCGAGCAUGCCGCUCUACAACCACUGGGCCGACUGCCUCUCGGAUCUCCAUGCCCGCGGUGGCCACAACCGAGGAGCCGUCCUCUUCUGGCGCACCGUUCCCAGGAUCCAGCUGCUGCGCCAAAAGGAGGCACUUCCCUCCAGGGCGGGACUGUAAUCUACCGAAGCUGCUGGAGACUGGUGAUUGGAUUCCAGAGAUAGCAUGUAAGGAUUGGGAGUAAACACGGGAGAGUGAAAAAAGACAAAAGAGUGGCGAACGACUAAAGAGGGAGGAAUGAAAGGGGUGAAGAAAGGAGAACAAGAACAAUAAUUUAAAGGAUGAAAAUGUGGAGGGCCAUAGGAAUCUAGAAGUGGAAGGGGGAGAAUGUGUAAAGUAAAGAGAAACCAAAAUCAAACUUAAACUAAAGAGAAAAGCAACCAGAAAGGAGAUCAACUGAAGAGAAAAUAAACUGAGGAGUAAAGCAACUGGAGAUUGAGACAACUGGAAAGUUAGAAAACUGGGGAGCAAGCAAAAUUUGAAGUGGAGAAAAAUGGAAGAAAGCCUUAACUGGAAUGGAGAUGAGAAGCCGGUUUUUUUUAAAUGUUAACAAGAUAAGUAGAGAAUGGAAAGGAGAAAAGGAGAGUGUAAUGUAGUCAGUGCAGUCAUUACUGGUCAACUUUAAAACUUUUGAUAAUUUCUCGCACGAAAAUUUGCUGUUACCUAACGAUUAUGUAAUCCUAGUAUGGUAUUUUUAAAUUGUGAUAUGAGAAUUUAAUGGGUAAUAAACAGUUUAAUAAUAUUUUAGAUGGCA